GCCAUGGGGUCCGGUCCAGGCCUCUGGCCUCCAUUUACAGUGAAGCGGAGCAGGUACCCUAAUCACGCAAUAAUUUCUAUAAAAAAAAGGUGUAGAUUAGCGGCGCAACUCAGCAAUAAUAACAAAGAAGAAGAAGAAGAAAAAAAAAAAAAGCGCCAAAGGUCAUUUGCCUGUCACGGACAAUGACAAAUCCCCUAAUCAAUCGGUAGCUUCCUGCAAAGACACGAUUCAAUCCAAGAUUGCUACUCUCUCUUUAGGUAUUUGAUAUGGAGAAUAUGCAGUACGCGGAGGAGCUGGUAAGGGAAUUUCUAGUUUUUAGAGGGUUUACUAAUGCUCUGCAGGCUUUCGAGAUGGAAUUAUCCACGGAUAUUGGUAAAGGGUUUCAAGUAGAUAAGAUAUUAGACUUAAUCUUCUCCAUAUACAUUCCCAAAUUUCAAGCAGAGAAAUUGGUCGGUCUGCUUAGGUUCUUCAAGCAGUGUUUUUCUUCGGUAUCUGAGGCUGUACUUCUUUCUACUUUAUCGAAGCUGGAGGUUUCGAUUCUUCGUUAUUAUAUCGUUUGCGCGGUGCAAUCAGGAAGGAAAGAUAAAGUAGUGGAAUUUUUUGGAAUGAAUGGAAAUGAUUUGCUGCAAAGAGGUGGUGAUUGGACUCCUUGGUUUGCUAUUCCGUAUUUGAAGAACCCCAGCUUGGAUCCUCAGUUUCGCAUUUAUUUCUCUAAGGAGUGGUAUGAAGCAUUGCGCCUUUCUGUGAGGAAUUUCUUCAGUGAGAUCUUCAGUGGUACUCGCAUCCCUGCCCUGUUGAGGAUCAGUUCAGAGAAGAACACAAUCAAGCAUCUCAACAACGACAUCAAGCAACUUAACAUGAAGCUAUCGCAACUUCAGGCUUUAUUUGAGGAGAAAGAGGCUCAGUUGUGCAGGUUGAGGAGUAAUGGCAACAAUGCUGCAUCUAUAUUGGAUUCUAAUGUGGGACAAGGCAACAAUUCAACCCCAUCAAGUGCUAUGAGGACUGUGGAAACUUGUGUUUCUGCUAUCCCUAGUAUAAGUGAAACUGAGCAGGCUCAAGAAAGGGCCACUGGUGGACCUGCCAAUGGUUCAAGUUCUAUAGCAAGAAUUGACAUUGAAGAAGGCAAACCUAAUGAUGCCAUUCAAAUGAUCCAUAGUAGCCCUUGCAAUGACAAUGGCAGGGAAAUGCUGGAUGAAGAAGAAUUCCCUGAAGUGAAAGUAGAAUUCCAGGAGACAUUUUUGGGCCACACAAGUCCAAUAAGUCGAUGUCGAUUUUCUGCUUCUGGGAACAAUAUAGCUAGUGCUUCUGUUGAUGGAACUGUUAGGAUAUGGACAUAUGACUCAUCAACUCCAACAUCUAGAAAUGCAACUAUAUAUUGUGGGGCGGAGAUUAUGUCUCUUGAUUGGGACUGUAAAUCCGACCGCUUGCUUCUCAUAGGCACUGCUGAUGGUGGUAUCAAAGCAUGGAAUGUCGAUGCAAAGCGAGUUGUUUGUGAUCUCAAUACAAGUGAAGCAUUUCCCAGUGUCUUGGAUCUGAAGUGUAGUCCUGUAGAACCAGUUUUUGUUUCUGCAGCAGCAUCCAGAAAGCAGGGCUCAAACUAUCUUGACAGUUUGGGAUUUGCUUCCUUAACUGUAUGGAACAUGAAGACAUGGAGGGCUAUGACAGUUCUUCCUCUUGGUGAGGAUCCACCUGCAAUUACUUCCCUAUGCUUCAAUCACAAUGGGAAGAUUUUAGCAGCUGCUGCAACUGAUGGAAUGAUCCACAUGUUUGACAUGUCUGCUGGUCUACAAAUUACUGGGUGGCCUGCACAUGAUUCUGCGAUAAAUUCUAUUCUUUUUGGGCCAGAUGAGACUAGCAUUUUCAGCUUGGGUUCAGAUGGGAAGAUUUUUGAAUGGAGCUUGCAAAACCAAGGUCAUGUUCUUUGGUCAAGGAAUUGUAGCAGGUUUUGUGACCCUGAGACCUCAAAAUAUUAUAGACAUGAAAUGGGUUUGGAUGCAAAUGGAAGGAGACUAUUGGUAACAUCUGGUGCAGUACGAGCACCCAUAUAUCAGGUCCGGGGAUAUAUGGAUGGUUGGAGAACUCUUCCACACAGUGCAGCUAUAACAACGGUGGAUUGGCACCCAACUUUACCCAUUUUCUUGACUGGUUCAGCUGAUAACUCGGUUCGAGUAACAUUAUUAUCAUGAGACGAUGUCCUACUUUAUUGUUUUCAUUAUUAAAAUUUUCGUUAGUCCUCAGAGAGCCUUAUUGUUGUUGGAAAAUGUUUUGAAUGUCAAAAUGGAUUUUGGAACGAGGUUUUCUUUUCCCCCCUUGAAAGGGGAGUGGGUUAGUUUAGUGGAGUUCGGAUGUUGUAAUUUAUUCGAUUGUUUGUAUUCGAAUUAUGAUGUUAUUGAUAUUCUUUGUCGUA
Hevea brasiliensis (rubber tree) is the source of this 2407-nucleotide messenger RNA. RefSeq lists its product as uncharacterized. Lineage: Eukaryota; Viridiplantae; Streptophyta; Magnoliopsida; Malpighiales; Euphorbiaceae. The transcript is spliced from 16 exons. Gene Ontology annotation, molecular function: protein binding. The coding region runs from base 267 to 2186 and encodes 639 amino acids. The record is from RefSeq and is a predicted model, not a curated record.